CCCCCACGCCCCCGGCCUUUGCCUUCGCUUUCCUAUUUGCACUCGCGCUCGGGCGUGCUGUUACUUCGGUCUCUGACUGGAGCCUGAGGACGCUAGGAGGGUCUGUCUGUGGGAGACUCAAGACUAUAGGCACUGCCAUGGCCCCUGUGCUUAGCAAGGACGCGGCGGACAUCGAGAGCAUCCUGGCUUUAAAUCCUCGCACACAAAGUCAUGCAAUUCUACGUUCCACUUCGGCCAAGAAAGUAGACAAGAAACACUGGAAAAGAAAUCCUGAUAAGAACUGCUUUAAUUGCGAGAAGCUCGAGAAUAAUUUUGAUGACAUCAAGCACACGACUCUUGGUGAGCGAGGAGCUCUCCGAGAAGCAAUGAGGUGCCUGAAAUGUGCAGAUGCCCCCUGUCAGAAGAGCUGUCCAACUAAUCUAGAUAUUAAAUCAUUCAUCACAAGCAUUGCAAACAAGAACUAUUAUGGAGCUGCUAAGAUGAUUUUUUCUGACAACCCACUUGGUCUCACUUGUGGAAUGGUAUGCCCAACCUCCGAUCUUUGUGUAGGUGGAUGCAAUUUAUAUGCCACUGAAGAGGGACCAAUUAAUAUUGGUGGAUUGCAGCAAUUUGCUACUGAGGCUUUUGUCCUGACUUUCUCUUUUAUGAAUCCUUUGUAAAUGACUUUGAUUCUCUGAGACACCCUUGUGCUCUCUGGGGUCUCCUAUUUGGAAUCAACAAGCAGGUGAAUUCCCAUGUAUCAUUUAAAUGAUCAGCUUAUAUGGAGGUUACAGUAAGAUUUUUUAAUCUUUGGGGUCUAGUUGGCUAGAAGGCUGAAUUAAAUGCUUUUCAACACUAGAUAUUUAGUUAAUGACUUACCUGUCUGGUUUUGUCAACCUAGGCACAAUGUAUUCUUUCCUUUUGGGACCCUUCCCCUAAUAUUCCUCAAGCUUAAGUCUCACAUUGCUUUUAGUAAUAAAUCAGAGUUAUUCCCUUCCUGCUUCCUGACAGGUUAAUUCUAAGGAAGGGCUCCUAGGAAUAAGAAAGUAGAAACAAUUUUAAGGUUGUGAGUUGUCGCAAUAAAUUCUCGGAUUUAAUUCUUUUUCUUUUCAAAAUCAAAAUUGCAUUAGGCUUACCUGACCAUUGCAUGGUAUGAUCUUUACAACCUGUGAAAAUCCUUAGUUGAUGGAGAAGAUUCACUUGAAUUCCUCCCCAUCUUUCUUUGGGGACCCAUUGCCUCUUCAUUAAAUCGGGGCAACCUUGCACAAGAUGCUGUAAGUGAAAGGUCACAUACUUUGUGUAUCAACUAACACAACAUUCCAAAACAAAAUGAAUUCAAAUGAUAUAAUUUGUCAGUGAUUGGGAUAUGAGGGACAGUGAUAGAGAUAGAGAGAGCGAGAGAGAGCGGGGGGGGGGGGAGAGAGAGAGAGAGAGAGAGAGAGAAAGAGAGAGAGAAAGAAAUACUACCCCUCUGGGAACUCUACUCUCUGGGGACAUUAUAUCCCUUUGGGAACUCUUACUUGGUUUUGCCACUGUUCCCAAAGCAGAUUGUAUUUACUUAAGACAGAGUUUUGCAUGUACCCUCAGUGCUGUAUGGAAUUCAUCAGAAACUCACUAAAAUUUGAGAGCGACCCCACAUAGGACUUUCCAUAAAUAUCACCUAAUGAAGAGUUGUGUAUAGAUUAGGACUGCAAUAAAUGCAUUUUAAGCAAAUCAAGGAAUUUAGAAUAGGAAUGUAUCUUCCUACUCCAUUCCAAUUAUACUUUGUAUAACUGUGGUUUCAAUAUCAAAUCAUAAAUAAAAACGUCCCUGUGGGAACUAC
Propithecus coquereli (Coquerel's sifaka) is the source of this 1801-nucleotide messenger RNA. RefSeq names its product dihydropyrimidine dehydrogenase [NADP(+)]-like. Gene Ontology annotation, cellular component: cytosol. The coding region runs from base 138 to 659 and encodes 173 amino acids. Gene Ontology annotation, biological process: uracil catabolic process; thymine catabolic process. The record is from RefSeq and is a predicted model, not a curated record. Gene Ontology annotation, molecular function: uracil binding; iron-sulfur cluster binding; NADP binding. Lineage: Eukaryota; Metazoa; Chordata; Mammalia; Primates; Indriidae. The transcript has 6 exons.